This is a messenger RNA of Syngnathus acus (greater pipefish), 4569 nucleotides long. RefSeq names its product aminopeptidase puromycin sensitive (gene npepps). Gene Ontology annotation, molecular function: metalloaminopeptidase activity; zinc ion binding; peptide binding. The record is from RefSeq and is a predicted model, not a curated record. Gene Ontology annotation, cellular component: cytoplasm. The coding region runs from base 70 to 2853 and encodes 927 amino acids. NCBI's taxonomy places the organism in Eukaryota, Metazoa, Chordata, Actinopteri, Syngnathiformes, Syngnathidae. Gene Ontology annotation, biological process: peptide catabolic process; proteolysis. The transcript has 23 exons.
AAUUCCGCCCGUGACGGGAGGAGACUCGCUGAGUGUGAUCCGACAGAGAGAGAGCGAAGCUUCCGGUUGAUGUCGCUCCUUCUGAGCCGCACGCUCACGCAGUCCUCCCUGCUGGUGCAAAGACUCAGCGGCCGACCUGCGUCCACUGUCCUCCCGUGCGCACUAAUAAAAGUCCGCCAACUCGUUGCAGAUCUUCCCACGCUGAGAGCGGCCGCUCAUUGUACAGCAGCCAUGGCCAAAAGGAGGCCCUUCGAGCGGCUACCCACGGACGUGUACCCCGUAAACUACGGGCUCUCUCUGCAGCCCGACCUGGUCAACUUCACGUUCGGCGGAAAGAUGCAGGCGAUGGUGGAGGUAAUGCAAGCUACCAAUCAGAUUGUGAUGAAUUGCGCCGACAUCGACAUCAUCACCGCCUCCUUUGCGCCUCAUGGAGGAGACGAAAUUGACGCCACGGGGUUCAACUAUCAAAACGAGGACGAGAAGGUGACCCUGUCCUUUCCUUCCGCUCUGAAGAAAGGUUCUGGCGUGCUGAAGAUCAAGUUUGCCGGGGAGCUGAAUGACAAAAUGAAAGGUUUCUACAGGAGUAAAUACAGCAACACCAUGGGAGAGACUUGCUACGCUGCCGUCACGCAAUUUGAGGCCACGGACGCCCGCCGAGCGUUCCCCUGCUGGGAUGAGCCGGCCAUCAAAGCCACCUUUGAUAUCACGCUGAUCGUCCCCAAGCACUGCGUGGCCUUGUCCAACAUGAACGUGGUGGAGCGCCAGCCGCACCCCGGCGAGGAGGACCUGGUGGAGAUCAAGUUUGGCACCACGCCCGUCAUGUCCACGUACCUGGUGGCGUUCGUCAUCGGCGAGUUCGACUUUGUGGAGAGUCAGUCGUCGGACGGCGUGCUGGUGCGCGUCUACACGCCGGUGGGGAAAGCCGAGCAGGGUCGCUUUGCCCUGGAGGUGGCAACGAAGACGUUGCCGUUCUACAAAGACUACUUCAAUGUUCCUUAUCCUUUGCCUAAGAUUGAUCUCAUCGCCAUUGCUGACUUUGCUGCCGGUGCCAUGGAAAACUGGGGCCUUGUUACUUACAGGGAGACGGCGUUGCUUAUUGAUCCAAAGAACUCGUGCGCGUCUUCCAGGCAGUGGGUGGCGCUGGUGGUGGGUCACGAACUCGCUCACCAGUGGUUCGGAAACUUGGUCACCAUGGAAUGGUGGACGCACUUGUGGCUCAACGAGGGCUUUGCGUCUUGGAUCGAGUACCUUUGCGUGGACCACUGCUUCCCAGAGUACGACAUCUGGACGCAGUUUGUGUCCGCCGACUACACGCGCGCUCUGGACCUGGACGCGCUGGAUAGCAGUCAUCCCAUCGAGGUGAACGUGGGCCAUCCGUCCGAAGUGGACGAAAUCUUUGACGCCAUCUCUUACAGCAAAGGGGCGUCGGUGAUCCGAAUGUUGCACAGCUACAUUGGCGACGAGGACUUUAGGAAAGGAAUGAACGCCUAUUUAUUGAAGUUCCAGCACAAAAAUGCCUCAACAGAGGACCUCUGGGAAUGUUUGGAGCAAGCCAGCGGCAAACCCAUCGCCACGGUGAUGAGCUCGUGGACCAAACAGAUGGGCUUCCCCAUUAUUGUGGUGGAGCAGGAGCAGCACGGCGAGGACCGCGUCCUCAAAAUCUCUCAGAAGAAGUUCUGCGCUAGCGGACCUCAUAAUGGUGAGGAUUGCCCUUACUGGAUGGUACCCAUCAGCAUCUGCACCAGCAAGGACCCCACCUGCAACAAACUCCAGGUUCUACUGGACAAACCCCAGACCAUCCUCACCCUGCAAGGCGUCACCCCCGACCAGUGGGUGAAGGUCAAUCCCGGCACGGUGGGCUUCUACCGCAUGCAGUACAGCUCACCCAUGCUGGAGAGCCUGCUGCCCGGUAUCCGAGACCUCAGCCUGCAGCCCGUGGACCGCCUCAGCCUUCAGAACGACCUCUUCUCCCUGUCCCGCGCAGGCAUGAUCAGCACGGUGGAGGUGCUGCGUCUGAUGGAGGCCUUUGUCAACGAGCCCAACUACACAGUGUGGAGCGACCUCAGCUGCAACCUGGGCGUCCUGUCCUCGCUGUUGUCCCACACCGACUUCCACGAGGACAUCCAGGAGUUUAUCCAAGACCUCUUCACGCCCAUCGGACUCCGCCUGGGCUGGGACUGCAAGGCUGGAGAAGGGCACCUGGACGCUCUGCUCAGGAGUCUGGUUCUCGGCAAGUUGGGCAAGGCGGGACACAAGCCCACCUUGGAGGAGGCCCGGCGGAGAUUCAAGGAGCACGUGGACGGCAAAAACAUUCUGCCUGCCGACCUCAGGAGCCCGGUUUAUUUAACAGUGCUGAAGCACGGCGACAGCAACACGUUAGACACCAUGCUGAAGCUUCACAAGCAAGCCGACAUGCAGGAGGAGAAGAAUCGCAUCGAGCGAGUACUCGGCGCUAUCUCGGCGCCGGACCUCAUCCAGAGAGUGCUCACCUUCGCUCUCUCGGAAGAGGUCCGUCCGCAGGACACGGUGUCUGUGAUCGGUGGCGUGGCGGGCAGCAGCAAACAUGGCCGCAAAGCCGCCUGGAAGUUUGUCAAGGACAACUGGGAGGAACUUCAUAAUCACUACCAGGGCGGAUUUUUAUUGUCCCGGCUCAUCAAGCUGACAGUGGACGGGUUUGCCGUCGACAAAAUGGCCGCAGAAGUCAAGAGUUUCUUCGAGAGUCACCCGACGCCGGCGGUGGAGCGCACGGUGCAGCAGUGCUGCGAGAACAUCCUGCUCAACGCCGCCUGGCUCAAGCGCGACGCCGACGACAUCCACCACUAUCUAAUGCAGCGCAAGGCGCCUCCCGUUUGAGACACAACCCCCCCCUUCCCCUCCGCUCCAUUCCCAUUCCCCGCCCCUUCUUCCAGGCCAGCCCCGCUCCGUCUUCCUCAGGCGGUAGAAAAUGGACCGCGGACGUUGGUUUUCUCUCCAGACGCUGAACACCGCAAAGCAAAGCCAAGAAUUACACAGACUACACGACUGCUACAUCAUUUACACCUGGACUGACAGGGAUGCUUGUUUUUAGCCCCGCCCCCGCUUAACCCGACCCCACACCGCCCCCACCAAGACUCGUCGUCAUCAUCCCCGCCUGCCUCCAGACAACUGUGAAGCCCUGUUUAUCAUGCAUGACUGGCUCAGCGUUAUCGGCCAAGUGUGUUAAAAAGGCACCAGGAGGUCGGCUCACGCUCUCCGACUUUUUACGUCGUCAAAUCAGUGCGGCCAGUCAAUAAUAGUCCGACUGGUAAUAUGAAUUCCUAACAAACUAAUCACGCGUGAGAAUCUUGAUUUGGUAUUAUUAGGCGAGUUUUUAUUUUGACUUUUCAAUUUCCCAGCACACAAAAUGCCAGUAGUACGACGAAACAAUAUCGAGCGGUGGAAAAUACAAAAUGGUCAAAUACAUUUGAGAAAGAAGUACAGUACAUUCAUUGAAUGGAAAUUGAAAAAAAAUUCUGAAAAAAAAAUAUCAAAAACCUAUAUGUGAUGUAAAAAAAUAUAAAAAAUUAUGCAAGUGCAAAAAAUACGACAACAAAAUCCCAAUCGCUUGAGAUUCUUGAUUUGGUGUUUAUUAGAGGAAAAAGUGGGGAUGUGGGCAAGUUAUUAAGUAACAAAAUGAUGGUGCAUGAAGAAAUUUGCUAAAAAAUACAAAUGAAUGAAAAUUAGAAAUUAUUUUUUAAAAUUAGGCAAAAAUACAGACAAAUGUGACAAUACCUAAUUUUGACUAAAAUAUUUGAGAGAGAAAUGAAUAAGGGAAAAUGGGGGCAAAAAUAUAUUGGCCAAAAAUAUGCUACAAAAAUACACAGGUGAAAAUAGAAAUAGAUGAAAAGUCUGAAACAUGACAAAAUGCUUGUCAUGGACAAAAUAACUAAGUAUUUCAGCCAAUACUUUUCUGUUCUAAUAAUUCUAUGAAUUCUUAUUCAGUAAACCCAUCUUACGUGAAAAUUUGUGUUGAUUAGAUUUUUUUCCCCCCUCUCAAUUUCCCAACACACUACUAGAAAAAGUUUUCCUUUUUUUUUUUUUUAAAUUUCUUUUGCUCUUUUUCUUUCUUUUUUUUUGUCUUUUCUUUCUAUCUUUCGGACAGACAGGUCAGUUGCUGUUAACACCUAGGCCAGCCACAUCCUCCAUUUUGAAGCUUUUUGUUUGAGCAAGGUUAGCGCAGUCCUACAAAGUACGUGACAGAACCUUUCUGCACCCCCGUCCCUGAAGUUUGUACAAGACCACUUGAUGAUGACUUAAUUCUCUUCUGAAACAAGAAGAUUCCCCCGGAUGACCCCCCCCAACCCCUUCCUUAUCCGGAAGCCUUAAAUUAAUUGGUCGACUGCUUUGUAGAAAGUGAAAUGAAAAGACGAAAGAAACGCAAUGAUUCUGAUUUGUGGUAGGAGUACAAGAAUAUCACAUUUAGAGUUUGAUGUCCUUUUGGAAACAUUGAGUUAUCCAGACCUCCCCGGACAUCACACCCAGGAAUAUUUAUUGUUUCGUUUCUUUUAUGUUCAAAGUAUGCUCGGUGUUCAUUAAAGUGAAAGGAUUAUA